AUGUCAUUACAAGUGUAAUGCAUGGAUGAUGUGUAUAUAAGCUUCUAUUAAUGCUUAAUGAAAAUUAAGUUACAACUAUACACUUUGCUCUAUUUUUUAAGUUUCUGGUUUUGGUGAUGCCUUUCCUUACUUAAGCUCGAUUAUAACAGUUUGUCCUUGUGCGUUUGAGAUGGUUGGAGCAUUGGAAGAGGCUGUUAAGUAUGGAAGGAUGGAAUUGGCAAAAUUUUUUGGGUUGGAUGGAUUUGAUGAUUUAGUGCAGAACUGUGUUGCUCUGCUGGCAUAUGAACGUCCACAGGAGUCCUCUGUUGGAUAUCUUCUUGAAGAGUCACAACGCGAUGUUGUGGCAGACACAAUUAAUGCUAUGAUCUUAUCGACAAAUCCCAAUAUGAAAAAUCUGCAAAGCUGUCUACAUUCUUACCUCGAGAAACUACUGAGGCAGCUAACUACUUGCUAUUUGGAGAGAAGGUCGUCAAAUGGGGACCAGGGUGAAGCAUUCCAUUUGCAUCGGGUUCUUAACAGUGGUAAAGACAUCAAGUCCUAGCUGAUAUACGUAAAUUGCACCACUGAUCUUUUUCUGUCCAUAUCACCUAUAGAUCUUUGCUUAAUACCCUUCUCAAUUUACAAGUCACUAGAUUGGUCUUACUAUCUGCUAUAUGGAGUCGAGCACCCCCUUAGGGUCCCCCGCUCCCACAAAAAAAAAAAAGGUUCUACAUUCUCUCUAAAGAUGGGGUGUUUUCCCCAUGUGCUUGUAAGC
Messenger RNA from Theobroma cacao (cacao), 754 nucleotides. NCBI's taxonomy places the organism in Eukaryota, Viridiplantae, Streptophyta, Magnoliopsida, Malvales, Malvaceae. The record is from RefSeq and is a predicted model, not a curated record.